UCAUUUAGUUCAACCGUCUGCAUUGUUGGUGGUUUUAUUACAUUUUAUACUGUAUCAUUACGUUAUUAAUAUGUGGCGACAGAGUAGGUAGUUGGUACUGAACAAAUCUCAGAAAACCCAUCAUUCAAAUAAAUAUUAAAAGUGCCUAUUCUGAAAGAAUUUUUAAUUUACUUUAGAUCCUAUUAGUUAAUUCUGUAGGUACCAUAACAAAAUAUAUCCAUUUUGUCAUGGUUGAUAAUUUGUUUGAUUACCGAAUUACUCAAUAAAAUUUAAAGAUGGAAACUCAACAGAAGACUUUGGAUGGCUUCAUUAAAAGUAGAAAACGCCCUGCUAAUGACGAUAUUAUUCACAAAAAAGGUUUAAUUGAAUCUAAUAAUUUUGGAAUUGGAAAACCUAGUAGGAAAUUAUUGUUUGAAGAUGAUGAAAUUGCUUCUCUUUCUGCAAAGAAAUUAAAGACUCAAUCUGAAGCUGUAACAUCAGUAUUUUGUGAUGAUAAACCUAAUAAUGUUGUUACACAAGAAAUUGAAAACAAAAUUGAUGUUGAAGUUGAUAGACCAACUACUCCAGUGCAAUCUCCAUCAACAAGAGUUCAAUUACGCAAAGAUUUGGAUUUGGGUGAAUUUCGUAAGAUUGUACGCAAAAAACAAAAUCUUAAAAAGCUACAAGACAAAUUGAACAAUAUAGAACAAUGUCAAAAUGAACUACUUGCUGCUGAAACUAAAACAGAAACUGCUAAAAAACAUUAUUUGUCUUCUUUUAAAUCCGUUGAUCUUAUGGUAGACACUAGUCCUAUAAAGAUGGGAUUAAGUCCAGUCAAAAGGAAUAACUUAAAGCCCACUGCGUUAUUUGCUAGUCCUACUCAAGCAAUGGUUAGUCCUAGAAAAAUGAUAGCUGUAGUCCAAAUACCACAGACCAAAGAGUAUGUAUCACCUAGAAAAUUAUUGGAUGAAGUUGGAACACUUUUAGCUAUGUCUCCCUCAAAAAAGUAUAGCUCUUUGGCUGACACUAAAGCUUUACCUCUGCCAUUCAAAUAUAGAGUUUUAGAUGAACUAUUUAAAUCAAUGGAAACAAUGACUUCAAUGAUGUAUAGUAGGAAAGAAAAAAUAACGUUUAAUAAACUUAAACGUGGUAUUCAACAAAUGACAAGAAAGAAUUUUACUGAAGAACACUUGGCUCAAAUAAAAACUGUUGCACCAGACUUUUAUACAUUUUCGUUAGUUAAAUCUCCUAAAGACAAAUCUAGUUUUGAAUUAGUAAUAGCUCCAUCUUAUGGCUCUACAAAAGAAACUAAUGUCGACUUAAUUGAAUUAACAUCACAUAGGAAAAAAGUAUUCUCAAAUUCUUUGCUUGAUAUUGUCAAAGAGCAUCAUAGAGAGUAUUUAAAUAAAUUAAUUCCACCCAUUGUAAUUGACAAGGAAAAAAUUACAAGGUGGCAUCCUGAAUUUGAUGUGGAGUCUGUUGUUGAUAUUGUCCCAUCAGCAUUACCUAAAAUUGAAGUGGGCAAACCAAAAAUUACAUCUGCUAAAGAUUUACUUGAUAAAUCGCACACGCUUUUUGUUCAAAAUAAUAGAUUAAAUAGAACAUUAUCUACGAUGGUUGAAGAAAAAAAGAAUGUACUGGAAAAGAAAAUUGUUACAGAAGACGCUAAAAAUGCUUUAAAUAAUGCACUUAAAGGCAUUCCAAAAUCAUUACUGUUAAAGAUUCAAGCAAAACAAGCAGAAAAAGCUAAAGAACUAAUGACAAGAUCUGUUGAUCAAUUGGAUGAAGACAGGAUGAUGAGUAGAUUACCCGACAUCGCUCGUAGAAUACGCACAUACUUUGUACAAUUACAAAGAAAUGUCUUACCUUACAAAAAAGUUAUUGACCAGUUAAAACAAAGUUAUCCAGAAGCUAUGACUGAAGAUAAUUGGAAAUCGCAUUUAAAUCUUCUCCAAGACAAAGUUCCUCAGUGGAUUGUAUUGAAAGUAUUAGAUGGAGCUGAGCAUAUAAGAAUUGAUAAAAAAAUUGAUUUUGAAGAUUUUGUAAUAAAAAAAUUAAAUUCUCAUUUUGCAAACUAAUACACCUAUUCAGUUUGCAUUCAUUUAAAAUUUUUAAUUAGCAUUUAUAAAGAAAUCUGUAUAUCGUCACCUAUAUAAUUUUUAUUAUUAUCUAUUAAUUUUUAAAACAAAUUUUUUGUGUUAUUUGCAUUCCAUUAUGUAUAUUAUAACCGAAAAGUAGUGUAGUAUACUUUUAUUAUAUUUAGUUA
This is a messenger RNA of Daktulosphaira vitifoliae (grape phylloxera), 2245 nucleotides long. RefSeq names its product DNA replication factor Cdt1 (gene dup). Gene Ontology annotation, cellular component: nucleus. Gene Ontology annotation, biological process: mitotic cell cycle; regulation of DNA-templated DNA replication initiation; DNA replication preinitiation complex assembly. Gene Ontology annotation, molecular function: DNA polymerase binding; DNA binding. NCBI's taxonomy places the organism in Eukaryota, Metazoa, Arthropoda, Insecta, Hemiptera, Phylloxeridae. The coding region runs from base 276 to 2057 and encodes 593 amino acids. The record is from RefSeq and is a predicted model, not a curated record. The transcript has 10 exons.